UUCCAACAUGGUGGAAAUGUGCUACACUGUUUGAAAAUGCAGGCCGUGUCAUGCCUUGAAAAAAAUCAUUUUAUGCUAGAAUUUGGUAAAAAAUGUCGGACCCUAAACGUGCUACUCUUAUAACAGUGGGUGCUUCAAAAAGUGGAAAGAAUAGUGUGUGUAAAACAGUGAGAUUAACUAUAAAUCUGGAUGAAAGCAACGAAAGUAAAUAUCCAGAGCUGAAUUACAAGGAACUAGUCAUAGCAGAAGACAGAAAGAAGAGAGUAGAAAAUGGGAAGACAAAUAAGCUGGAUCCGUUUUCUGACAAUGAUGAGGAGUUAGAACGGGUUGCCAAGAAAUUUGAACAAAAAUAUGGUGGCAAGAGCACAUACGGCAGAAAGGGGCGUUCCAAGCAUGAUGACUUCGCGGACAUUGGCAUGGGUUACGAUGAGAAUGACCCUUUCAUCGAUAACACAGACAAUUACGAUGAGAUGAUGCCACCAGAGACUGACACGUUCUACGGCGGUUUCUACAUCAACAGCGGGUCGCUAGAGUUCAAGAGUGUGCCUGAGAACCGGAUCUCGGAUGUAGAGAAUGGGAGACGGAAUAAGAGGAGGAUUUCGUCAAGCAGCAGUGAAGAGGAGUCUUCGGAGAGCUCAUCGGAGUCGGAGAGUGCUGAUGAGAAGGAGACCAAGACUAUACCCAACGGAGCGGUGCACAAUGAACACAGGAAAAAGAAAAACAAAGAUAUUGAUAAGAAAAAGAAAGCGAAGAAAAUCAGAAGGACCGAUUCUUCCGCCGCUACAUCAGGGAAACAGACUUCUGAUGACAACGGCGCUGGCGACGCCGAGAGCGCGGACUCGCGCACGUCGCAGUCGGACUCGCUCACCUCCAAGCCCGCGCCCAGCUCCGAGAACGCCGUCACCUCCGACAGCUCCAGGGAUGUAGAAGCGAAGUCUGAAGUGAAACUGCCCCAACCAGUGAUUCAAGUUUUGGAGCAGUUAGAAGCAGCGGUCACCAAGCAUCAGUCGGAACAUCCGGACACUCCUGUAGCUCUACUUACAACUAAUAAUGAGAAGCAUCUGUUGAGUUUGGAUGCGGUCCUCGCAAGCAGUUCAGCGACAGCUCGAGCGCGGCGCGCGGCGUGGGGCCGCGCCGCCGGCUGCCUGCGCUCCUCGCGCGCCAAGCUCAUACACCGAGUGCAAGCAAGGCUCAAGGCCAUGAGCGAAGCUAGCGACACUAAAGUUCCUGUCUCAACAAUUGCUCAACCAACAACAACAACUGCCACACCAACUGCCACCACGAACAACAAGCGGAAAUACUCUGAUGACACCGACGAAGAUAUUAGCAAACUCACUGCCGAGGAACGGGAAUCUAAGAUAGUUGAUACAUUACAAAGACUAAAAGCCUUGAUAGAAGACCGCACACCCGCCAUGAUGGCCAGUUAUCAGGCCGAAUGUGACAGGGUCAUGGAAGAGAGAAAGAAACUCCAAAUAGCGUCCGACGGCAGACCGAUCGAGAAGCGCCUCCCCAAGCGACGCUUCCCGUGGUGUCCGCGCAGCCGCUCCCUACUAGCGCGCCUCAAGCGGCUCGCCGGAGACCAAGAUGCAGCCGCUAACUUGCUGGUGCGACGGGCACUGCCGCUCUUUCCUAGUGGCUUCGUCAGGAUGCCUACACUGUUGAGACAGGCUGAUCUCAGCAAAGAACUGAAAGUGUCAGAUGUGAAGCGACAACGCUCCUCCUCCGUAUCAGCACCCGCACCCGCACCACACCCCGCCGCGCCGCCCGCGCCGCCGCCGGCCGCGCCGCUGCCCGCCAUGGCCGAGCCCAUACAGUUCCCGAGCUCACUGACUGUCACCACCAGCGUCAAACCAAUAGAAAAGACUGAGGAAGACAAAAAGACCACAUCCAUCUUCGGGAACCUAAUAAACACCUUCUCCCUGAGCAAAGACUUGAUAGUCGAAACGGAGAAAAAAGACCCCGAACCCAAAAAGGAAGUCCCCAACAACAUUGGCAGCAUAACCAUCACCCCGGUCGUUCAGAAAGAGAAGAAACCGACCAAUCCGCCUUCCAAGGAACCUCUAAUCAGAGUUAAAUCGCCGGCGGUCCUCAACGAAAUGGCUAAAAAGGACAAACAUAAACCAAAAGACAAACCUCAAGUCAAAGACAAGCGAGUUGACUCCCCGUUACAUGUAGAUACUAGCUUCCCGAACAAAAAAGAAACGCCUAGUCCGACGUUAACUAAAGAGGAACUGACUAAAAAACAGAUAGAGAGUAUGAGAAUAUCGGAGAACAACAUACCCCGGCCCGCUCUAGUUCCAGUUCACCAUUCCCCGACCUUCGCUAAACCUGAUAAGAGACCUCCGGAAGUUAAAAAGAAGAAAGAAAUAGUGAUUAUAUCAGAUUUAGAUCCUUUAGGUGACGUUCAGCAGGAAUCAGUGGUGGCAGUGGACGAUAGUAGCAGUGACGUUGAAGUGAUAGAGGAGAACAGAAGUGAACCUAAUAAGUGUGAAGUGCCUUCGAAAGACAAAGUGAGUGAUAAGAAGGUGAGCAAGAAGGAUAAUCAUCGGAAGGAUGAUGCGCUCGAGGAUGAUAUUCACACGGUUAUGAGGAAUUUGAGAGAAAUGGAGCAUUCACAAGAAACCCCAAAGUUCAAUAAUUCUUUCGGAGGAGUUAUAACCAGUGCCAAGCACGAGAAGUCUUCCAAAACCUACAGCCCACGGAAUGUACUCGGGGACCGUAGUGACAAAGACAAGUUAGCCAACUUCUUUGAACAAAAUGGAUGGAUGUAGUGCCGUCACAGGUUAAUGCAGUACUACCGGAACCUCAAAUGAAGACGUAACGCAGGCGGUACUAAUAUAUACAUAUACACUGUAAACUAUUAUUCCAUGCAAGGUAGGCCCGGACAUUAUGAAAUUUACAUUUUGAAACUGCGUUCAAGAUCACGGGCGUUUCGAACACCUAAUUUCUUCGGAAUUUAUCGCAGUCUACAUUAGGAGUCAAAUUUUUUGAUAAUAUAUCUGAUGAAAUUUAAUUACUUUCUAUGAAAAUAUUUUAAUUGGUGUUUUUCCUGGUAGACACACUACUAUUUAAACAAUAGCCGAGUGGUUCAGGCGCCUGUCCGGUAAACAGGGGACGCUGGUUCGAUUCCAGCUCUGGACACUGGAGGUUUGGUAAUUUUUCCCUCCGUAUAUAACAUUUAUUUCAGUUAAUAUUUCUGGUUGUUUGGUAGCCUACCAUCCUCAAUCUAUCCUCUGUCAGAUAGCCAAAAAUGUCAUUAAAAUUAAAGACAUUUUGUCAUAAAGAAGCCCAAGAAAUAAGGCGACGAGAAACUCUUAUAUUUAUUCAACUGCUAAGAAAAACACAAAGAUUGGCAUAAUUAAAAACACAAGGAAAUUGUGAUGCAACUGAUGCACAAGUUAACGUAUGACAAUACAGUAGGUAACACAAAUCGUAUGUUGCCGUACAGCGCCACCUGUCAGCAGCUAAAGUGUCUACUACUUUACGCGUCUUAAGCGUUUUCUCUAUGGUCAUACUGUAUAUUUUAUCCCAGUCUGGGAAAUGGGUGAAUCAACUUUUUCUUGUCACUAGUUGCCAUGGUUACGGUCUCCUGGGUCACUCUUAAAAUACUAGUUAUUUCGUAUUUAAAUGAACCAAACUUGAAUUUUUUGGUAGGUAUAGAGCCUUUCCAUAAUGGGACAUCUACUAAGCACGUUUGUAGAACCAUGGUACAGCAGCAUUUCUAAGAAAUUAUGCUACUAUUGGCUGAUGGGACAGAAUUACAGCAAGAAAUAGUUGAUCGAGCCAAAUAAUCGUUUUUGUUGAGGUUAUUUCACUCUUACACUGCAUAAAGUGGCCGAAAAAACUUCGUGCAUACUUUUGCGGAUUUCUUUUAAAUGCUGAAGAAACGGGACUAUGUAAUAUUUUUAUUAUUUUGAACUCAUUCCCAUAGGUAUAUUUCUUUUGAAAAGUUUCAAAAUGUCCGGGCGCGGCACAACACACCACGUAAGAGGUCUCUAUUGUUUCCCAAAAAGUUUUAAGUCAUAAUGUAUUGUUUGUCCGCAUUUUCUUUAGUCAUAAUUAGUUUGGUUCAGAAUCGCGUAACUUUUCAGGAUUGACAUAAACCUAACCUAACCAUAGGAUAAUCUUACGAAAUUUCUGAAAAGUUAACGUUUUCAGUUUUAGGACUAAUGCUAAUAUGACAAACAAUACAUUAUGACUUAAAACUUUAUGGGAAACUAAGGGCCACGUAAGAUCUGUUCCAUUCUACGUAACAUAUAGGUUUGUAUAAAGCGCUCUUAGGGCAUACUGAAAAUUUCUGGAACUGGCCACUUAGAAAAAUAAGUCCUUUAAUAUAACAGAAUCCAGAAACUUUUAAUAUGACCCACGUAUUUGUAUAAACGAUAUAAUUUAGUUUUACACUCUUUGACCCCCUAUAGUUACUGCUCCACUAUUGGUCCAAUACAGAUUUUUAUAACUAAGGGCUGAUGUAGACGGCGCGUGAUUACAAUUUUAGUUACAUUGAGAUUGGUUACAUCCAAUUCAGCCGACCAAUUAAAUACCGCAAUGUAAUGAAACUCGCAUGCGAGUUCUCACACCGUCUAGGUGAGCCUUAAGUCUUUCCCGGGCGAUAACUCUUGAAGUGUUAAGGGAGUUGUAUAUAAGCCUCCUAAAUGUCAGCUGCCGCUCCGUUGGUGGCCGUUGAAGAUGAACAACGUACAAUUUUUUUUGGACAUUUAACUACUUUACGAGUUACAUCCUGGAAAGCAAUAACUAAGGGCUGAUUUUGACGGCACGCGAACUCGCAUGCGAUUUUAGUUACAUUGCGGACUGUCGAUUACGUCCAAUUCAACCGACCAAUCAAAACCCGCAAUGGUAUGAAACUUGCGUGCGAGUUCUCGCAUCGUCUAAAUCGGGCUUAACGAAAUUUAUACAAACAGACAAUGAUUUAGCGGCAGUGGAUGUAUGUUUGUGCUGUUGGUAUUUUUUGUCCCGAUAUAGCUAGUUUACCGAUAACUAAGAACGUGUAUGUGAAUCACCAAUUGCAAACCAUCUUGGAACAAAAAUAUGCGUUGAUCGCAAUUUUGGAUGCAAAUCGUUUAACGGAAUUGACAUAGCUACAAUUUACCAAAAAAAAAUAUGGUAUUCUUUUUAAAAUUUUUCACAAUUUAUACUCAGAAUCUAAGUCAAUCUUUAUUUUACAUUUAUGACCUAUUUGCAAGGGUCACCAUAUGGCGGACCGCCGACCUAUUUUAUUUUUUUGCUUAUUGCUUUAUUUAAUAAACUCAAGAAGAAACGGCCCGCGAUGGUCUUUUUAUUUUAAGAACCGGACCCCUGAAAAAUCUAAUUGGUGACCCCUGACCAAUUAAUUGGAGCAGUAACUACACUCAAGAGUAAUUAAAACAGAUCAUUUUGUAAAAAGAUUAUAUGCAAAUUGAACGAUUUUCUUUGCUCUUGAGUUUACACAAUAACACAAUAGCAAUAGAAAUAACAAGAUUCGGUUUUACUGUAAAUUAUGAUUGUAUACUUGAAAUUAAGCCUCGUUUACACUUGAGUUAUUUUAGUUUGGUUUAGUUGCAAGUGUAAUCGGGCCGGCAUGCCCAAAAUGUAAUAAUUAUGAAUACAUAUUUAUAAUGAAU
This is a messenger RNA of Cydia fagiglandana, 5618 nucleotides long. RefSeq names its product yemanuclein (gene yem). The coding region runs from base 93 to 2771 and encodes 892 amino acids. Gene Ontology annotation, cellular component: nucleus. Lineage: Eukaryota; Metazoa; Arthropoda; Insecta; Lepidoptera; Tortricidae. The record is from RefSeq and is a predicted model, not a curated record. The transcript is spliced from 17 exons. Gene Ontology annotation, biological process: chromatin organization.